AUGGAAUAUGCUUUCUUGGGAAGGUAUGUUUAUGUUAUGUUUGUUAACAAAAAUCCCAACUUUGGAAGACAUAUUGGUGAAAAAGAAGGUAUAUUAUUAGAAGUUGAAACAGGUGAUUUUUUAGGAAGCUCCCUCUCAAAAUUGCGGUUCUUCUCAGUGGUGGCGUUGAUAGCAGUGUCGCACUUCGCCUCCUCCACGCAACCGGACAUUCCUGCACCGCUUUCUACCUUAAAAUCUGAUGAAACCAAUGAGCUUUCAUUUCUUCAGCUAUCAAAGGAUAUGGUGAAGGAUCAAACAUACUUUCUUUCAUAUCUCUCACAAGCUCAACUUAAAAGACUAGUGCUUCCUCUUGGAUGUAUUCCAAAAGAUGAAGUCCGAAGGCUUGCCCGGAAAUUUGAUUUGCCUAACCAAGAAAGAAGGGAUUCACAGGGAAUAUGCUUUCUUGGGAAGAUUAGGUAUAGUGAAUUUGUUGAAAGACAUAUUGGUGAAAAAGAAGGUAUACUAUUAGAAGCUGAAACAUAUGAUUUUUUAGGAGUCCACAUGGGCUUCUUGUUUUACACAAUUGGUCAACGCCAAGGUUUGGGUCUUCCAGGAGGACCAUGGUAUGUUGUUGAGAAAGAUGUAAAAAAUAAUGUGGUUUUUGUAUCAAGAAAUUAUUAUUCGGUUGAUAAAAGAAGACGAUCAUUUCUUGUUGGAUCCUUUAGAUGGAUCAGCGGAUCUCCUCCUCACAACUUAAACCACUUAAGAUGCAAGGUUCGACAUGGCCCGCUUUUCUAUGAUUGCAGUUUGCAUAUAGAAGAAAAAGAUGGGGUAAUUUUGGAAUCAUGGGAUGAUGCUAAGGGGUUUCCUGUUUCUGUUUCUGUUUCUGACAAGGCUCGUCAUAUUGCAAAAACGGAAGAUAAAUCUAAGCUUGGAAAAGAGGCAAAGUUAGACAUGUUUGAGCUUCCUGCAAAGAUAAAGAUGCUGCCAGAUCCAUGGACACCUGAAUCUGGAUUAGUGACAACUGCACUCAAGUUAAAGAGGGAGCAAUUGAAGGCCAAAUUUAAGGAUGAUUUAUAA
This is a messenger RNA of Lactuca virosa, 1059 nucleotides long. The record is from the annotation of a GenBank genome assembly. NCBI's taxonomy places the organism in Eukaryota, Viridiplantae, Streptophyta, Magnoliopsida, Asterales, Asteraceae.